Molecule: messenger RNA, 312 nt
Organism: Fusarium fujikuroi IMI 58289
Lineage: Eukaryota; Fungi; Ascomycota; Sordariomycetes; Hypocreales; Nectriaceae
Exons: 2
Coding region: 1-312 (103 amino acids)
Source: RefSeq, a predicted model, not a curated record
AUGGUUGUUGAGCGACAUCGUAUCAGGUUCGGCCAACACGUGCCCAACGAUCAAGGGUACCGCUCCUACAUCAAAGACCUAGUUGAGCAAUUCAUUGAAGACGACCCCCAUAACAAAGGUCUCAGUCAAUGCGUUGCCUGCGUCGUUCAGAAUGCUGGACAUACCAGCAGAGCUGAUCAACGUGAUCACUGCACCGUUGACUUCUUUGAUCUGGCGGAGGACGGAGGGGCUGCUUUUUAUACCACCCAGCACGUACCAGCAAUGACAUUUCGCAGCUUCAUCAACAGACAGCGCCGGCGCCGUCGACACUGA